Toxoplasma gondii ME49 is the source of this 2796-nucleotide messenger RNA. Its product is annotated as GTPase activating protein for adp ribosylation factor, putative. The transcript is spliced from 12 exons. NCBI's taxonomy places the organism in Eukaryota, Apicomplexa, Conoidasida, Eucoccidiorida, Sarcocystidae. Gene Ontology annotation, biological process: COPI coating of Golgi vesicle. Gene Ontology annotation, molecular function: GTPase activator activity. The coding region runs from base 1 to 1506 and encodes 501 amino acids. The record is from RefSeq and is a predicted model, not a curated record.
AUGCAAGCCUCUUUUUCUGCGAGCGCUGCCGCACAGCAGGCGCCUCCAAAUGCGUCUUCGCACCCUGCGUCGCGCGCAGAAACGGCUUUUCCGCAGACUUCCUUCUCCGUCAACGCGACGCCUUCUGCGCCUCUCUCGGGUGUUCCGACACCGGGCGAGGCCGCAGGCGCCGCGCCUGGGGGCUCUCUGGAAGGCAGCCUCGCUCGCAUGUACAUGAAUUUCCCCGUGGACGCGAAGCGGUACGUGAGCGAAGCCGACCGAGACGAAGUCUUUAGAAGACUCCGGAGAGAAAAUCGCACAUGCUUCGACUGCGCGACGCGAAAUCCGACAUGGCUCAGCGUCACCUACGGCGUCUACCUCUGCCUCACCUGCAGUGGAAAACAUCGACGUCUGGGAACCCAUAUCUCCUUCGUUCGGUCCUGCGAAAUGGACAAGUUCUAUCCGGAACAGCUUUUGAGGAUGGAAAUGGGAGGAAACAAACGGGCACACGAGUUCUUCAGAGAACAUGGGAUGGACGCCUCCAAGGCUGUGGACUACCACGGAAAACUUGCGGCGAAAUACAAGCAACAACUGGAUCGGGUCGUCGCCCAUGAGAUGCAAGCAGCAGGUUGGGUCAUCCCUUCCGCUUCUCCAGCGUCUGCAGAGGUAUCUCCUCCUCUCUCGUCUCCUGUUUUCAACGCCCCCCAAACUUCGGCUCCGCCCAAUCCAUCCUUCUCUCCGGCUGUCCCAGCACAGCCUCUUCCGCUCUCUGCUUCGUCGGGUGUACCUACACCUGGCUUCGGACCCGCUUCGGCUGUAUCUACAGCUGGCUUUUCUGCGCCUGCUAUGCCACAGAGCGCAUCUUUGGCCUCCGAGAAAUUUGGGGGGAGUGCGGGAGCUGGGGGACGAGUGGCGUCAGGGGGCAUUCGAGCGAGGAAGCUGGAUUUCGACUUCGACUUCGAAGCGGAGGCGGCGAACGCCGCGGCUGUGGCGGACCAGAAGCGCGUCGAGGAACAGAUGAAGAAGGCUGGAGGAUUUGGAGCCCCUGCGUCUUCCUCAGCACCGCCGUCUGUCUCUGGAGCAAUUGCAGCAACCUCUGUGUUUCCUUCUUCCUUUUCGACGCCUGCAAGUGUCUCCGGCAUUUACAGUCCGGGUCCUGCUGUCAGUCCAGGAGCUCCUACAGGUGGAAACGCGAGCCCUGCGCCGAGCGACCCUGCGAAUUCGAAUCGCUUCAGCAAUGCCAAGUCGAUUUCUUCGGAGCAGUUUUUCGGAACUUCUGGCAGCACAAGAGGGUCCGCCUCAUUUCAAGCAGCAAUUAACGUGGAUCCGUCGAAGCGCAGCAUUUCUUCGGAUGAGUAUUUCGGCGUCGAUUCAACGAAAAAGCAGAGCAGACUUGCGGCGUUUGAGGACCAGGCCGUCGUCCACUUGGACAGCCUGAAGAUGUCGGCGCAACAGGGCUGGGCGACACUGGCGUCUGUCGGAAGCGAUGCUGUUAGUCGUGCCAGAGACUGGCUCACCGGCUCGUGAGAGGCGAAAAGAAAGGUUUUCGGGUGUCCACGGAAGCAACGUGAGAAUCGAGUUUCGCUUUUUCUUUUGAAAGGUCGCUUUUCUCUCACGACGGUUUCGUCUGGCGUUCAGCGGUGCCGGAAAGGGAGAAGCGCCAUCGAGGUGCCUUUCCUUUUUCCCUGUUCGUCCUCUCCAUCCUCGCUUGUGUCUCUCCUCUGUGGCUGUUGGGCGUUUUCAAGAUGUCUCUUUUCUUUGUUCAUGAAGAGUGGAGGGUCAGUGUUUGUGAAGGGGAAACGGAACUGUUUUGAAAAAGAGCUACUUUAGCAGCGCAGCAGAGGACUUCCUGCGUUUCGAGACACGGACGCGUGACAAGAAACUCUGCUUUAUGCCGUUUUGGUCGGACAAAAGUGCAACGUUUUUAAGUAGAGAAAACAGCGACAGCGGAUGUCCGCUGUGGACGAGAAACGAGAGCGAAGGGACCUCUUUCUGGUAGGAGUGAGAGGCAAACUCCGUCAUCGUUUGUGCUUUUCUUCUUUUGGAAAGAAGGGGAGAGACAGGGCACAGAAACGCUCGCACAGGUGGGGAAAGAAUUCGUAAGACUGGGAAGAGAUCGGUUUCGAUGCUUGUGUUUUGUAGCGCUCGUGUUUGAGAGAAGUCGCUCUCUCUAUGUGUUUCUGUUUUUGUGGGUUUUUUGAAAAGGAUUGUGGGAGAAAGAAGCCGAGUUUUCUCGGAUUCGAGCCACGUGGGCGCCUCUUACUCACUGCCAGAGUAACAGAAAGAACUGUGCGCACUCGGGUGUUUGGAGAACACGCAUGCAAUCGCUUCAGUCUCGUUGUGUCUGCGUAUUCCGCAAUCUGAACGAGAACCACCCCGCAGAGAAAGCCGGGAAAAGGGGAGCUUUCGUGCCUGGUAAUCUACCGGAAAUCCCCAGAACGCGAAAGGUGCCCUCAGACUUCGAACAAGCGCUUAACUACAGGAUACGAAACGUCAGAAGCUUGCACAAUUGACAACGGAUCUAGUGUCUGUACAUCUGUACACCGAGUCGUGCGUCUACGUGAUCACGUCAAAGGCGUCUGCGUUUGUUACCGUCACUUUCGGGGGCUUUUGUCUGCGUUUCUGAGAACUUGUCGCGCUGCGCGUUCUGUGGGUCUCCCGCGGAUGUCGUCUGUCCGUCUGCCGUUCUGCUCUGGGCUUGUGCAAAGCCACAGGGUUUUCGGGUGUCUGUUUUCUGGGGACUCCCCUGUGUCUACAUCGUCAAGGCUGUGUACACUUUUUUAACCGCAAAACCGCCAAAGCCCACUUUGGCCUUCG